AUGACCAGCAGGAACCGCGAGCCUCGCUCACGCGCCGCAUCUCUCGUUCGCGCUGCGCGUUCUGCCGCCAGCUCUCGUGCAUCUACUCCGGGAUCCAUUGAUCUCACUGAUAGUGUGUCUACGACCGGAUCCUCGUCUGGAAGUAGGAAGCGCAAGCACAGAUCAGUCAGCCUGCCAAGGCAGCCCAAAAGAUCGCGGAGGAUUGCUGCUAUACACGCUCCGCACGACGGAUCAGAAAUCGGUACAUUCUCGGCGGGAAACACGCAGGCUCUAUCUGGCGAGGGCCCCGGGGAAGUUGGCUUUGACCUGACAGUCGCGGACGUACUGGAGCAGCCAGAGCAGUACGCCGACGUCGAGACUUUGCCCGACAUAGGGCUGGGGGUCGUUGACAGGCCCCCCUCUCCUUCUGCCAACGCGAAGGGGAAACAGCGCGCCGCUACGCGCUCACCUACACCCGAGCCCAAAGCGGAGCCCGCUUCGCCCGCGCCACCGCCCAAGCAGACGCCCCUCGCCGAGUAUACCUGCCCCAUAUGCUUCUUCGCGCCGACGAAUGCGACUCUGACUCCCUGCGGCCAUAUUUGCUGUGGGAGCUGUCUGUUUACGGCCGUCAAGACCGCGAUGUUGCGUGCGGCGCAUACGCCGGAAGGAUUGGAGGCAAAGUGCCCCGUCUGCCGUGCCACAAUCCCGAGCUGGGAUGGUCGUGGUGGAGGCGUGAUCGGUCUCAAGUUACGGUCGAAGGUCACUAUAAGUCUCUAA
Schizophyllum commune H4-8 is the source of this 756-nucleotide messenger RNA. RefSeq lists its product as uncharacterized. The record is from RefSeq and is a predicted model, not a curated record. NCBI's taxonomy places the organism in Eukaryota, Fungi, Basidiomycota, Agaricomycetes, Agaricales, Schizophyllaceae. Bases 1 to 756 code for a protein of 251 amino acids. The transcript has 2 exons. Gene Ontology annotation, molecular function: metal ion binding.